GUAAACAGUUCUGUCGCAUAUUGACCCCGGUAUUCCCGAGCUACACGAAAAUUAUCUCGCAAAUCGAAGCCGUUAAUAUUUGCCUUGAAUCUAAUCUUAAAACUGCAAGAACUGUUAAGGAAGUUUGUAGACAGAUUUUUUAAUUGAAAAUAAUAUGGACACCGAUUUGUAUGAUGAAUUUGGUAACUAUGUCGGGCCCGAAUUGGACAGCGAAGAGGAAGAGGAAGACGAACAAGAACAAGCAGCUGAUGAUGAAGAACACCAAGAUUAUGAUGACGAACAAAUGGAUGACAGUGAAGUCCAGCCAAUGGCUGUUGUUUUACAUGAAGAUAAACAGUAUUAUCCAUCGGCCCUACAAGUGUACGGCCCAGAUGUGGAGACUAUAGUACAGGAAGAAGAUGCACAACCCUUGGAUGUACCUUUAGUGGAGCCAGUUAAAAAGAAAAAAUUCCAGCUGAAGGAACAAGAUCUGCCUGAAACAAUUUACAACAUGGAAUACCUUGCUGAUAUGAUGGACAAUACAGCAUUAAUUCGUAAUGUGGCCCUUAUAGGUCAUUUACACCAUGGAAAGACCACUUUUGUUGACUGUCUUAUUAGGCAAACACAUCCAGGUUAUCAGGAUUAUGAAGAGAAAAAUUUGAGGUACACAGAUACAUUGUUCACUGAACAGGAAAGAGGAGUCUCUAUUAAAUCCAUUCCCGUUACAUUACUUCUGCAAGAUGUGAAAAACAAGAAUUAUUUAAUGAAUAUUUUUGAUACACCAGGUCAUGUUAACUUUUCUGAUGAAGUCACUGCGUCUAUAAGGCUGUGUGAUGGUGUGGUACUCUUUGUUGAUGCAGCAGAGGGUGUUAUGCUCAAUACUGAGAGGCUGCUGAAACAUGCAGUGCAGGAAAGAAUGCAAAUCACCCUUUGCAUAAAUAAAAUUGACCGACUCAUGUUGGAAUUGAAAUUACCCCCUCAGGAUGCCUAUUAUAAAUUGCGACAUAUUGUAGAAGAAAUAAAUGGACUUCUAAAUUUAUAUUCUGAUGAGGAAAACCCCAUAAUAUUGUCUCCUGUUCUGGGAAAUGUGUGCUUUGCCAGUGCUCAAUACGGUAUAUGUUUCACCCUAAAGUCUUUUGCCAGCGUUUACAAGCAAUAUUACUCAGAUAUCAACGUGGAAGAGUUUGCUAAACGUCUUUGGGGUGAUAUUUAUUUCAAUGAAAAAACACGAAAGUUUACAAAAAAGGCGCCUCACAAUUCUCCUCAGCGCAGUUUUGUCGAAUUUAUAUUGGAACCUUUGUAUAAAAUCUUCGCCCAAGUCGUUGGCGACGUGGAUUCCACUUUGCCUGAUGUGCUCGACGAACUUGGAAUUAAAUUGACAAAAAACGAAUUAAAAUUAAACAUUCGACCCCUGCUUAGAUUGGUUUGCAAUAAAUUUCUUGGAGAUUUUGCUGGUUUUGUGAAUAUGUGCGUAGAACACAUAAGAUCACCAGUGGACAAUGCCAAGCAUAAAAUGGGGCACAUUUUUACCGGUCCUACAACGAGCCAAUAUUACGAUGACAUGGCCAAUUGCGACCAAGAAGGAAAACUAAUGGUCCACAGUUCGAAAAUGUACCCCACUGAAGACUGUACGUUCUUCCAAGUACUAGGAAGGGUUAUGAGUGGGACCCUUCAUGCUGGGCAGGACGUCAGGGUUCUGGGAGAAAAUUAUUCGUUGCAGGACGAAGAAGACUCGAGGGUGCUCACGGUCGGGCGACUUUGGAUUUAUGAAGCGAGGUACAAGGUGGAGUUAAAUAGAGUUCCUGCAGGCAAUUGGGUCCUUAUUGAAGGCAUAGAUCAAUCGAUUGUAAAGACAUCAACCAUUGCAGAUUUGACAAUUAAUGAGGAUUUAUACAUCUUUCGUCCUUUGAAAUUUAACACUCAAAGUAUCAUUAAAAUUGCAGUGGAACCAGUGAAUCCAUCAGAAUUACCGAAAAUGUUGGACGGUUUACGUAAAGUCAACAAGUCCUACCCUUUGGUAACUACAAAGGUAGAAGAGUCGGGAGAACAUGUAAUUCUGGGCACAGGAGAGCUUUAUCUGGACUGCGUGAUGCAUGACCUGAGGAAAAUGUAUUCAGAAAUAGAUAUUAAAGUUGCCGAUCCCGUUGUGGCUUUUUGCGAGACAGUUGUAGAGACUUCAAGUUUAAAGUGCUUCGCUGAGACUCCCAACAAAAAGAACAAACUAACGAUGAUUGCGGAGCCUUUGGAAAAGGGUUUGGCUGAAGACAUCGAGAACGAAAACGUUCAGAUAACGUGGAACAAGAAGAAGCUUGGCGAAUUUUUCCAAACCAAGUAUGACUGGGAUCUUUUGGCUGCUAGAAGUAUAUGGGCAUUUGGUCCAGAUAAUACAGGCCCCAAUAUUCUUGUGGAUGAUACGCUUCCUUCUGAGGUUGACAAAGGUCUUCUCAAUUCGGUGAAAGAUUCGAUAGUGCAGGGCUUCCAAUGGGGUACUAGAGAGGGACCAUUGUGCGAAGAACCCAUAAGAAACACGAAGUUUAAAAUUCUGGACGCCGUCAUUGCCAACGAGCCUUUACAUAGAGGAGGAGGUCAGAUCAUUCCAACAGCCCGACGUGUUGUGUAUUCUGCAUUCCUAAUGGCUACACCACGUCUUAUGGAGCCCUAUUUGUUCGUGGAGGUGCAGGCCCCGGCCGAUUGCGUGUCAGCUGUGUACACUGUACUGGCAAAACGAAGAGGUCACGUCACGCAGGAUGCACCCGUUCCUGGAUCUCCUUUGUACACAAUUAAAGCCUUUAUCCCCGCUAUUGACAGUUUUGGAUUUGAAACCGAUUUAAGGACACACACACAGGGCCAAGCCUUUUGUCUCUCUGUUUUCCAUCAUUGGCAGAUUGUUCCUGGAGAUCCACUGGACAAGUCCAUUGUUAUCAGACCUUUGGAGCCCCAGCCGGCAACCCAUUUGGCCCGUGAAUUUAUGAUCAAGACCCGCAGGAGAAAAGGACUCAGCCAGGACGUUUCAAUUAAUAAAUUCUUCGAUGAUCCUAUGUUAUUAGAAUUAGCAAGACAAGAUGUAAUGUUAAACUACCCCUUAUUGUAAUACAAAACAAUUUUUUUUUA
Molecule: messenger RNA, 3090 nt
Organism: Agrilus planipennis (emerald ash borer)
Lineage: Eukaryota; Metazoa; Arthropoda; Insecta; Coleoptera; Buprestidae
Product: 116 kDa U5 small nuclear ribonucleoprotein component
Exons: 16
Coding region: 155-3070 (971 amino acids)
Biological process (GO): mRNA splicing, via spliceosome
Cellular component (GO): U2-type catalytic step 2 spliceosome; U4/U6 x U5 tri-snRNP complex; cytosol
Molecular function (GO): GTP binding; GTPase activity; translation elongation factor activity
Source: RefSeq, a predicted model, not a curated record